This is a messenger RNA of Penicillium manginii, 6135 nucleotides long. RefSeq lists its product as uncharacterized. The transcript is spliced from 4 exons. NCBI's taxonomy places the organism in Eukaryota, Fungi, Ascomycota, Eurotiomycetes, Eurotiales, Aspergillaceae. Gene Ontology annotation, molecular function: protein binding. The record is from RefSeq and is a predicted model, not a curated record. Bases 1 to 6135 code for a protein of 2044 amino acids.
AUGGAGCCUGUGAGUUUUGCUGUCGGUAUAAUCAGCUUGGCCGGCCUGUUCAGCACCUGCCUGGAUGCUGCUGAGCGGGUCGGUGCAUGGCGAGAAUAUGACACGGAUUACCGUGCUCUUCAGGCCCAGUACAAUGCUCAGAAGCUCAGACUUGAGAAAUGGGGCUCAUCCGUUGGACUAAAAGGUCAAGAAAUAUCAGAUCAACACAACGACCUUCUUGGUGAUCCACAAACCAGUGCGACCGUCAAAGGCUUGCUCAUAGCGAUUGAUGGCGUUUGUCGUGGCGAUGAGAAGAUCAUUUCCAAUCAUUCUCAAAAAAAGAAUAAAGAAACUUCAAAACCACCUUUAUUUACGCGAGAACCUCCCCGAGAUUCUAAAAGAGACAAAUUGAAGUGGGCGCUUGGGGCCAAAGCCAAAAGAGUUUCUCAGGUUGGGCUAUUUACAUCUUUGGUAGAAAAUCUUCACCAUUUGAUACCAAUCGAGGAUGAAGAUAAGGGCAAGGAUGGAAAUCUAUCACAUGAUGGAAUACAAGAAAGCAGAGCAUGGAAAGAAGAGCUCCAAGCAUUGCUGCAAAGAAUCGAGGCUGAAAUGAAAGAUGAAAUACGGCGCGAUAUUCACGCGUGGCUCAUUGGUUCUACUUCUCCCAACGAACUCUGUGAAACACUUAUUGAGAAACGCAUUGAAGGCACAUGCGAUUGGCCUCUAGACAGGCCAUGGUUUCUCGAUUGGGCGUCAUCUAUAUUCCCUAAUGACCGAGCGAAAAUCCUCUGGAUUAACGGACCUGCGGGUUUUGGAAAAUCAAUCAUCUGUGCAAGUAUAAUUCACAGCUUGUCAUCACAACUUGAAGACCCAUUAGGCCACUUUUUUCUUUCGUCCGAUUUUGAGGACCGAAAUGAUCCUUUUUUCGCCAUAAGGUCAUGGCUCGCUCAAAUCUUGCGUAAACCAGAGGUAUUCGCAUUGGUUCAUGAGAUAUGGUCCGCCGAUUCAGAACACCCUGUGAAGGCGAGUCGUGGCGAUACGCUGAGGCUUCUCCACAAGGUCGUUAUGGCCAUACCACGGUGCACAUUCGUGAUAGAUGGUCUAGAUGAGUGUUGUUGGUCUGGUGAUGGGCAAGCAUCCCAUGAUGAUAAUCCCAUUCUCGAAUUUCUGAGCGCCCUGAAAAAAGCGGUUGUCGGCACCUCUACCCGAAUUCUAAUAGUCAGUCGUGACGAACCAGAGAUUCGGAGCUGUCUUUCAGAAGACCUAGGGACUCAAAAUGCCUCCGUUUAUCAGUACAAGAUUCGACCCGAAGAUGUACAUUCUGACGUGGAGGCGUUUUCACGCAGCGUGGUAAGCAGGAAGCUAUCCUCCAGGCCAGCCGCAUCACGGGAAGAUAUUGCUCAAAAGCUGGCCGAGCAAUGCAACGGACAAUUUCUCUGGAUCAAAAUGCAGGAAGAUCACCUACGAAGUGGGAAAAGUCAAAAGAAACUUGAACAGGCAAUCAGUUCCACUCCGCCUGGACUUGAGCAUACAUACGACCGAAACUGGAAGAGAAUUUCUAACUUGCCAGGAGAAGAUCGAGAGAGAACGAUCAAAUUGCUCCGAUGGGCUGCAUUUGCUUUCCGGCCACUAUCAGUCUCCGAGAUGACUGGUGCAUUGUCGGUUGACCGCGAUGGCGACGAAGUCCAAUUGGACGAACUUCCGGACUCAAUUGAUGAGGAUUAUAUCAAUACCGAAAUUAUUCAGCUUUGUGGAUCUCUUGUCGAAAUCCGAGCCUCGCAUGUUGAAUCUCAGCCUGGACUGAGAACGAUCCACUUGGCCCAUUUUUCUGUCAAGGAGUAUCUACUUUGCAAUCUUCCCGGGCAAGGAGGGCUGCUUCAGGCCAACAACAGACUGAACAAGUCUAUCGAAGUCAUGGAAAACACAUUUCUGGCAAAGAUGUGCCUUUGUUAUGUGGAUUGCGAGUAUGUGUGGCAAGAGACGUCCGAUGAUAAAACAAACCAAAUGCUUGGCUCGUUUCGGGAAUACGCCGCCAGAUUCUGGCAUAAUCAUGCGCAUAUUGGAGAUAUACACGAUGGUGAUUUAGUAAAACGCAUCAACCAUCUUUUCGAUACCCAGAAUUCAAAUUGGGGUGCCUGGAAAGAUUGGUUUGAUCAAGAUGAAGUGGCUGAGUCAGAAGACUCAGAUGAUUCAGAUGAAACAGAUGAUCCAGAUGAAACAGAUGAUCCAGAUGAAACAGAUGAUCCAGAUGAUUCAGAUGAUCCAGAUGAUUCAGAUGGCUCUCAGAGCGAAGGCGGGCAGGCACCAUCGAACGCAACCCACCCAACUUCAUCAACAAACCCUUUGUACUAUGCGUCCUUCCUCUGUUUGACCGAAACAACAGAAUUUCUAUUAAAGAAAAAGUUUGCCGUCGAUGAGAAGGGUAGCUCCGGGUUCACACCGUUGAUGGCAGCAUGCAGCAUGGGAAGUCUGGAGAUCGUGAAGCUGCUGAUUGAUAAUGGGGCCGACUUGACCAUAAAGUCAACUGUCGAUGAUGCGGUUGAUGCUCUUGUGAUAGCAUCGGGUAAAGGGCACUAUGAGCUGACCAAGUUACUUCUGCAAAAUUCGGCCAAUCUCGCGAUCAAUAGUGCACUUCAUUGCGCUGUACAUCGAUGUCGAGUCCAGGUAGCUCAACUGCUUCUCGAUUCGGGGGCAGAAUGCAAUUUUAAGUCCGGCCCAUCACUAGAGACCCCAAUCAAAGUUGCUUGUUUCAAAGGCCAUAUAGAGUUGACUCAGUUGCUUAUAAGCAAGGGGGCGGAUAUUGAGCUGCCGGGCAUUUAUGGAACUACGCCGCUACAUGACGCCGCUGGUGGUGGACAUGCCGAAAUCGCACUUAUAUUGAUAAGUCAUGGGGCAGAUAUCAAUCGGCAGGAUGAGGAUGGCUGGACACCGGUGAUUGUUGCUGCGUCUGAAGGCAAUCUUGAGAUUGUAAAGUUGCUUAUUGAAAACGGUGCUGACAUUGAGGUUUCAAGUGAAGACGGUGAAACAGCUCUCUUUCAUGCUGCUCUUUAUGAUCACACAGAGAUAGUUCGUCUGUUACUUGAUUACGGAGCGAAUCUUGACUGCCAGAAUGCAGAGGGCGAAACACCGGUGAUUUUUGCUGCGUCUGAAGGCAAUCUUGAGAUUGUAAAGUUGCUCAUUGAAAAGGGUGCUGACAUUGAGGUUUCAAGUGAAAACGGUGAAACAGCUCUCUUUCGUGCUGCUCUUAAGGACCAUGUAGAGAUAGUCCGUCUGUUGGUUGAUCACGGAGCUAAUUUUGACUGCCAGAGCAAACUUGGUUGGACACCAGUGAAUAUUGCUGCAGACCUCGGCUUUUCUGAGAUUGUGGAACUACUUAUUGGAAAGGGUGCUGAUUUUGAGAUUCGAACUAAGACAGGUGCUACGGCUCUCUAUUCUGCUUCUGCAAUGGGACAUGAGAAUAUUGUUCGUCUAUUGAUAGAGCAUGGGGCAGAUACCACAGCUCAGCGUGCUAAUAAAUUUACAUCGAUCCAUGCUGCAUCAAGAGGUGGAUUCUUGGAAAUCGUGCAGAUGCUACUUGAAAAAGAAGCCGAUAUCCAUGUUCCCGAUGAUCAAGGUCGGACCGCCCUUAUGGGUGCUUCUGCAAAGGGAAACCCAGGAAUCGUUUCCUUACUACUCAAACACGGAGCAGAUGUUAACGCCGCGACUUCUCGUGGACAUACGCCUUUAAUUGUCGCUAUUCAAAGAAAUCAUGUCGAGGUUUUCAAGCUUCUUCUCGAGGCAGGAGCUGAUAGCAUCUACAGCAGUGGGAAACCUUCGGCUCUGUCACUUGCAAUGCACCGAGAUAAUCUCGAGAUGGUCAAAAUUCUUCUUGAACACAAUUCUGAUACCAUGACGGUGGAUGAUGAUGAAGAAGCCCUGAUUUGGGCGUCAGCAAAAGGGCAUUCGGAAUUCACGAAGCUUCUCCUCGAGAAAGGCGUGAGCAGUCACCCCAGAAUUCGUGGUACUCUAACUCCAUUGAUGCUAGCUUCAGGUGGCGGCCACCUGGGCAUUGUUAAGUUACUCAUCGAUAACGGUGCCGACACUGCAGCAUCGAGUACUGAAGGCUGGACGGCGGUACACUUUGCCUGUAAGUCCGGCUCUCUGACAAUUGUCGAGCUCCUUCUUGAGAACGGUGGAGCGGUCAAUGUUUCAGAUGCGGAUGGGUUCUCUCCACUACUUGUCGCAUCUGAAAAUGGUCAUCUAGAUGUGGUGAAAUGCCUCAUUGAUAAGGGUGCCGAUAUUACUACGUCUGGCAAUGAAGGAAGCACAGCAUUACACUUUGCCUGCCAAAAUAGCCAUCUAGAUGUGGCGAAAUACCUCGUUGAUAAGGGUGCCGAUAUUACUAUAUCUGACAAUGAAGAGUGGACAGCAUUGCACUUUGCCUGCCAAAAUGGCCAUCUAGAUGUGGUGAAAUACCUUGUUGAUAAGGGUGCCGAUAUCACUACAUCUGGCAAUGAAGGAUGCACAGCAUUGCACUUUGCCUGCCAAGAUGGCCAUCUAGAUGUGGUGAAAUACCUUGUUGAUAAGGGUGCCGAUAUCACUACAUCUGGCAAUGAAGGAUGUACAGCAUUGCACUUUGCCUGCCAAGAUGGCCAUCUAGAUGUGGUGAAAUACUUCGUUGACAAAGGUGCCGAUAUCUCCAUAUCUGACAUCAAAGGGCGGACCGCAUUACACUUUGCCUGCCAAGAUGGCCAUCUAGAUGUGGUGAAAUACUUCGUUGACAAAGAUGUGGCGAAAUGCCUCGUUGAUAAGGGUGCCGAUAUUACUACGUCUGGCAAUGAAGGAAGCACAGCAUUGCACUUUGCCUGCCAAAAUGGCCAUCUAGAUGUGGUGAAAUACCUCGUUGACAAAGGUGCCGAUAUCUCCAUAUCUGACAUCAAAGGGCGGACCGCAUUGCACUUUGCCUGCCAAGAUGGCCAUCUAGAUGUGGCGGAAUACCUCGUUGAUAAGGGUGCCGAUAUUACUACAUCUGACAAUGAAGGAUGCACAGCAUUGCACUUUGCCUGCCAAGAUGGCCAUCUAGAUGUGGUGAAAUACCUUGUUGAUAAGGGUGCCGAUAUCACUACAUCUGGCAAUGAAGGAUGUACAGCAUUGUACCUUGCCUGCCGAAAUGGCCAUCUGCCAAUUGUCGAAUUUCUUCUUGGCAGCGGGGGAGAUAUCCAUAUUACAGCCAUACAUGGUUACUCUUUAUUACAAAUUGCAUCCCGAAAUGGCCACCUAGAUGUGGCGAAAUGCCUCGUUGACAAGCGUGCCGAUAUCUCCAUAUCUGACAUUGAAGGGCAGACCGCAUUGCACUUUGCCUGUCUAAACGAGCAUUUGCCAAUUGUCGAACUUCUUCUGGAAUCGGAGGCAGAUUUCCAGGUUCGAGAUCAUGUUGGAAUGUCACCUUUGCACUUGGCUUCCUUCAAUGGCAAUCUUCAGAUCGUGAAGCUUCUAAUCAAGGUGUUGGUAGAUCACAAUCCAGAAAAGCCUACAGGUGAGAGCCCUUCUGUAUCGAAUGCUCCCUUCGUUUUGCACUGUAUUAAUAUCCAUCAAUCAGCUUAUAUUUUUGAUUUUCUGGACGUCUACAAUCGUACCCCAUUAUUCUACGCUGCUAGUAAUGGUAACAAAGAUGUGGUCAAGGUUCUUCUAUCAAAUUCAUCUGCAAGUAUUAGAGAUCGUUACGGUGCCACCCCUCUUUGCGUCGCAGUCAGGAAUGGCCACGUGGAUGUGGUUAAACAAUUGAUCACUUUCGCUAAAGAAAAAAGCGACUUUGAAGACGGCUUCGGACGAAAUCUGCUUUGGUGGGCGGCGGGUUCUGGAGAAGAUACCAUGGUCGACAUUGUGUGCCAAUUCGCUCAAGAAAUCGGCAUCGAAGCUCCCAAGACUAGUGAAGGGAAAGAGUGCGUGGUUGUCAAAUUGAGAGAUGAGUCUGCUAAUCUGUACUGCACUAUCUGCACUCGAGACAUCGAUGGUUCUUACCUGAAAUGUCAGACUUGUGCAUACUUCUACGCUUGCCUUCAGUGUGCCGGGUUCAAGGUAGAGUGUUUCGAUUCUUCUCAUACGUGGAAGCUCCAAGAGCUAGAUUCCCCAGGUGAUUCUGGUGAGAAGGAGGAUAACGAUGAGGACCCCCAGUGA